Molecule: messenger RNA, 1815 nt
Organism: Linepithema humile (Argentine ant)
Lineage: Eukaryota; Metazoa; Arthropoda; Insecta; Hymenoptera; Formicidae
Gene: Gale
Product: UDP-galactose 4'-epimerase
Biological process (GO): beta-D-galactose catabolic process via UDP-galactose, Leloir pathway
Cellular component (GO): cytosol
Molecular function (GO): UDP-glucose 4-epimerase activity
Source: RefSeq, a predicted model, not a curated record
GAACAAAUACGCCCAGUUACAUGCGCAUUUUCUCCGCUAGCUGGCGUUCACCUAAGACGGUAAAAUAGAAAUCCGUCAAUAUCGACAAACGGUCUUCGCGCAUGCACAAGAUGACGAGCUGAGUGGCGGAGAGCUGUUUGGAAUUGUUGUUUACAAUCUUGCAGUCAUAUGUGACCUAAGUAUCUCUGUUGCCACGUGUUAAUAUGUUACAUAAAAUGUAUGAUAAAUUGAGGAAUUAUAAACGAGAAUCAAGCAAACAACUUAUCGGAUCAGUCAUUCUCACACGAUAGUGCAAUUUUUUUCUUUCUCAUAAAAUGGUUUUAUUGCGGCCGUCAAUUAUAACAAAUGCCUGAUGAUGUGUCAAUAUUAUAUAACUUUGUUAUAAUACAUAAUUUGCUGUUCGCAAUAAGCACUUAUACAAUAAGCAAUGGGAAGUGAAGUUUGGAAUGUUCUGGUGACGGGAGGUGCUGGUUACAUUGGUUCUCACACAGUAUUGGAAUUAUUGGAAGCAGGGUUUCAGGUGGUGGUAAUAGACAAUCUUAUAAAUGCGUACAAAGUAGAGAAAUUAACAAAUAAGAAUGUUACAUUUAUUGACUGUGACAUUACAAAUAUCAAUGAUCUGAGAGAUGUAUUUCAGAAGCAUACUUUCAGUUGUGUUAUACAUUUUGCCGCGUUGAAGGCAGUUGGCGAAUCAUGUCAGAAACCACUUGAAUACUAUAAAGUCAAUGUCGCUGGUACAGUAAAUAUAUUAGAAGUUAUGCGGGAAAAUAAUGUGAAGCAUUUCAUUUAUUCAAGUAGUGCCACAGUUUAUGGUAUACCUGAGCAACUUCCUUUAGUUGAAGACAUGAAAACUGGCAAUUGCACAAAUCCUUAUGGAAAAACAAAGUUUAUGGUUGAAGAAAUAUUGAAGGAUUUGUGUAAAUCAGAUGAUGAAUUUUCUGUUAUAUCUUUGAGAUACUUUAAUCCGGUCGGUGCACAUUCCUCUGGUCAAAUAGGAGAAGAUCCGAAUGGUAUACCAAAUAAUUUAAUGCCUUAUAUCGCACAAGUCUCUGUUGGAAAAAGAGAUAUGUUAUAUAUUUAUGGCAAUGAUUAUGAUACGCCUGAUGGCACAGGAGUACGUGACUAUAUUCAUAUUGUCGAUCUAGCAAUAGGACAUGUGAAAGCAAUGACUUAUCAAAAAACUUGCAAUCCAAUGGGAUUUAAGGCGAUAAAUCUUGGCACUGGAAAGGGCUACUCUGUUCUUGAAGUAAUACGUGCAUAUGAGAAGGCAUCUGGAAAGAAAAUACCAUACAAAAUAGUUGAACGUAGACCGGGCGACAUAUCCGCUAGUUACGCGGAUGCUAGUGUCGCUAAUAAAGAAUUGGGCUGGACUACUACGAAAAAUUUGGAUGACAUGUGUGCAGAUACGUGGAAAUGGCAACAAAACAAUCCGAAUGGUUACAAAAACUAAUCAUCAUUAUCUAUUAUAUCUAAAUAACUAAUAAGUUAAAAGGUAUCAUAUUUUGCCUUCUACAUAUCGAAAUGGAGAAGAAACAUGGUGGUAUACAGUUACCAAAGUUUAGACCAAAGCAUAAGAAGGUUUUAUCUUCUGUUAUAUGAAACAAAUUUAAUAUGUAUGUAAUGUAAGUUUAAAAAGAUCUAGUGUUGAAAAUAUUUUGUUCAAUAUUUAGCACACUAAAGGAAUAUUUGAUGAAUAUGUUAAUACUGAAUACGUACAUUGCAACUAUUUUAUCAUUGUAACGUUGUGCCAUUUUAAGCAGUCGCACAAUAUAUUUUAUAAAAGAAUAUGUAUAUACGCAAUAUAUGUAUAUAAGU